This is a messenger RNA of Candidula unifasciata, 840 nucleotides long. The record is from the annotation of a GenBank genome assembly. NCBI's taxonomy places the organism in Eukaryota, Metazoa, Mollusca, Gastropoda, Stylommatophora, Geomitridae.
AUGUGGAAGCAGAGAUAUUGUCGUGUGAUUGUGCUGUCGUUGGGGACGCUGCUACUGCUGCUGGUCGGAUGUUAUGCGGACGAUGACCAUGAGAAUCCUCACAGAGACCCAUCAUUAUGUGAAGUAUGCAAGUACCUUACAACUGAAGUGAAAGGAAGACUUGAUGAGACUGGCAAGACUCACGAAGUCUUGGAGACUGGCUAUGGACUUGAUCAAAAGAAGAAAAGAAAGGAAUAUAGGAAAUCAGAACUGCGGCUUAUUGAAGUCAUUAAUGAUCCACAUGUUUGUGAUAAAAUUAUUGAGUAUAAUGUCCAUGCUGAGAGGAAGGGCAGUUUGCGUUUUGCAAAGGGAAGGAGCCAGACAAUGGAGACAUUACAUGGCCUCGUACACAAGGGAGUGAAAGUUGAGCUUGGCAUUCCAUAUGAAAUGUGGGAUACCCCAUCUGCUGGUGUCACUGAAAUGCAAAGACAGUGUUUCACGAUAGUGGAAAAGUAUGAGGAAGACAUAGAGGAUUGGUACUGGAACCACCAAGAUAAGGACUUCACUAUGUUCUUAUGCAGGGAUCGAGUGCUUAGAAAAAAUGACCAGGAAUGCUUGUCUGAAACUUGGACGGGAGAGAAGGAAGAAAAGCAAGAUGAGCAAGAAGGAGAAAAAGGAGAUGUUGCAGAUCAGAAGAAAUCCAAAAAAUCAAAAAAGAAAAGUAGUAAGUUUUUUUAUAAAAAGAAGUUGAAAGGGGAUGUUGGGAGCACAGAAAAUGUGGAUUUAGAACCUACAGUGAAAGAUGAUGUGACCACAGAGAAGAAAGAUGAUGUGACUACAGAGAAAAAGGAUGAACUGUGA